AUGGCCGAUGUGCAGGAGCGUCUGAAGGCGAAGUUUGGUAACGCCGUGCCUUCGCGUACCGGCGGAAAGGGAACGCCGCGACACAAGCAGAAGCGCAAUGUCGCGCGAAACGCCAACGACGACAAGAAGCUCCAGGCCACCCUGAAGAAGCUGAACACCCAGCCCAUCCAGGCAAUUGAGGAGGUCAACAUGUUCAAGAGCGACGGAAACGUCAUCCACUUCUCUGCUCCCAAGGUCCACGCCGCUGUCCCUUCCAACACCUUCGCCAUCUACGGUGCUGGUGAGGACAAGGAGCUGACCGAGCUUGUCCCCGGUAUCCUGAACCAGCUCGGACCCGACUCCCUGGCCUCCCUUCGCAAGCUGGCCGAGAGCUACCAGAGCAUGUCCAAGGACGGGGACAAGGAGGCCGACGAUGACGACAUCCCCGAUCUGGUUGCUGGUGAGAACUUCGAGAGCAAGGUCGAAUAG
Messenger RNA from Anthostomella pinea, 468 nucleotides. NCBI's taxonomy places the organism in Eukaryota, Fungi, Ascomycota, Sordariomycetes, Xylariales, Xylariaceae. The record is from the annotation of a GenBank genome assembly.